Messenger RNA from Vigna unguiculata (cowpea), 1089 nucleotides. RefSeq lists its product as uncharacterized. Lineage: Eukaryota; Viridiplantae; Streptophyta; Magnoliopsida; Fabales; Fabaceae. The record is from RefSeq and is a predicted model, not a curated record.
AAUUUCUUUUCUUUUUCACCUCCCAAAACCUUCAUCCGCUCUUGAGACGUCACGUGACACCCUCCAAAACCCUAACAUCAAGGCACACCUCACCAACAUUCAUACACGACACCAUUGGCUCACGCACACCUCACUUCACUCACGGGGAAGAGAACAGGAGAACACAUACACUACGAAACAGAGAAGGGGAAGCGGAACGUGAUUCUUCUUUCUUCAGAGAGGGGCAAUCAAAAAACCCUAACGCCACUGCCUCACGAACGCACAGUAGCGGACUCUCACUGCAGUAUCAGUCACGCCAGUAACGGGUUUGCAGCGUUGACUCAUUAUCCUCGUGUCCUCGCAAAUCCGACGAGGCCGUCGUUGCGGGAGUUCAGAUCUUGUAGUCAUCACUUUGGCCUUAUGAAGGGCAUACGCAUGAAGAAAAGAUUGAAACACAUGGUGGAGCCGGAUAAAAAUUGCCAGACUGGGAUUGAAGAUGUUGCUUGGCUUUGCUCCCUUCAAGAGUCUGAGAUUGACAUGCUGGUUGGCUUGAAAUUGUUGAUCAUUCAGCGUGCAAAAAUGAUAGGUUGCAAGAAGAUGGCUGAUAAAUUCAACCUCAAAAUGAUUCGAGCCAUUGCACUUGUUUUGAUGGAACAUCUAAAGUCACAGAUAAAGGAAUCAUCACUUAUAUCCAAUACAUCAGCUUCAGUUUUAGAUGCUUGCAACCUAUUGAAAUGUAACAAUGAGGUUAAUGCAAAUAUUGAAGAGCUAAAUACAAGUCUUGGUGCUGAUAUACAAACAUUUAUUGAAAGUCCACCAACAUUCAAACGAAAGAAGCAAAAAGUUCAAAGUGAUGAAUGAAAGGUUUGCGGUUAUCGGAGGAUUCAUAACUGCAAAGUAACAAAGAUUUCUAGCUUGUCUUGAUUUAAGUUUUGCUUUGGAAGUUCUCAUUUAGAUUUUCUCCCCAAUUCUUGAAUUAGCAUAGAAGAGUAAUUAAUUAGGCUGCUCAUAGUGUCAGAUGGGGAUUUUGUCUUUCAUUUCUAAAAUGUAAUUUUAAAUACUCCUUAUUUUUUAUAGUGCAAGAAAUUUAUAUAGCAACAUAGUUACAAA